AUGACAAUACCAUUGUUGUCGAAAUUGAUAACCUUCUCAUUGGAUGGCCUGACAUACACAAUCAAUUUCAUACCUGAGUGUCCAGGACCAGUGAAGUUGAUAUUGCGCUUGAAGGAUGCAUCAAAGUUUAGAUGGGUUGAGGAUGAGGAUAGUGAAGAUGAGGCAGAGGGGACGGUAAAACCAACAAGUCACUUGCCACAAGUUACUGAAGAGGACCCAGACAUUACUAUGGUCUGUGAGGCAACUCCCAAGAAUACUACAGCUCAACACUUCAGUGCAAAACCUGUGGAGUUGCAUGGCGUCCACAGAGACCCUCAUUCUGUAUGUCUCACACGGGAGAAGUUUGAGGAGGAGCAUGGUUAUACAUGGCCCCCCGCUGUGGCUUCAGGGUGGUCUCUUCUGAAGUACCAACCACUCAACUUGAUGCGAUAA
This is a messenger RNA of Suillus paluster, 432 nucleotides long. RefSeq lists its product as uncharacterized. Lineage: Eukaryota; Fungi; Basidiomycota; Agaricomycetes; Boletales; Suillaceae. The transcript is spliced from 4 exons. Bases 1 to 432 code for a protein of 143 amino acids. The record is from RefSeq and is a predicted model, not a curated record.